Dalotia coriaria is the source of this 2323-nucleotide messenger RNA. RefSeq names its product loricrin-like. The transcript is spliced from 3 exons. Bases 116 to 2185 code for a protein of 689 amino acids. The record is from RefSeq and is a predicted model, not a curated record. Lineage: Eukaryota; Metazoa; Arthropoda; Insecta; Coleoptera; Staphylinidae.
CCAUCGCGGAUCGCAUUCGCGGUCGGCGAUUACGCCAGCGAUCAUCGACACAAAUUCACACAACCACGAGAUCUUAAUUAUCACCUUUUAGUUGUUGUGUUUUUUAAGUGCGACCAUGGGAUUUAAAUUCGUUGCGGUGUGCUUCAUCGCGUCCAUAUUAAUUGACUCAAGUUCACAAUAUGGAUAUAGCUAUGGUGGUUCCAGUUCAAGUGCUUACAGUUCAGCAAGUUCAUCAGCCUAUAGCUCUGGUGGUGUGGACAGUAAAGAAGGCGAAGAACUAAUCAAAGACAUAGCUAAUGGUAUCAAAGGAAUUUUAAGUCAAUCCGGAAGUUUCGCUGGAGGUUACGGCGGUGGUUCCGGUUUUGCCGGAGGAUAUGGAGGUGGUUACGGAGGCGGUUACGGAGGAAGCUCAGGUGGCAGUGGUUAUUCCGGAAGUUACCACGGCGUAAACGGCGGUUCCGGUUUUGGUGGUAGCGGCAGUGGAAGCAGUUCCGGUGGUUAUGGCGGCGGAUACGGUGGUGCUUCCUCAAAACCCUGCUACACAGGCGGUUGUAACCCAGGAGCUGGUCACUUUGGUGGUCCAGGUGGUAGCCAGGGAGGUAAUCAAGAUAUAUUUGGAAGUGGAGGUACCGCCACAGUUAUAAUCGAUGGUGAAAAGUGGACCGGACCAGUUCCAGGACCAGAUGGCAUACCUUCCGAGUUGUUUAUCUCUACAGGACCUAUCAAAGGAGGUUCAUCUGGAGCUUUUGCUGGUUCUGGUUCUAGUUCUGGUUCAGGAGGUUAUGGUGUAAGUGGAAUAUUUGCAUCAGUUGCACCCGGAGGUAGUAUACAUGAUAGUAAACCUGCGUAUGGUCAUAAUGGUGGGUCUAAACCUACUGUUGUUGUUGUUACUACUACUACUGGUGGUCAUGGUGGUCAAAGUAACCAAGGAGGUGUACAUACUAGUGUUACAAGUGGUUCUGGCGGGAAUAAGUUCCCGGGACCUCAAGGGAGUAUUCAUGAUAGUAAACCAGUUGGACAAUAUCCCACAUACCCAUCAAAUCAACAAAAACCAUCAACACCUAUUUUCACCAGUCCUACUUCUAAUCCUACAUCUUAUCCAGGACAUGAUUCCGGUGAACAUCAUUACACUGGUCCUUUCCCAGGACCUGCUGGUAGUAUUCACGAUAGUAAACCUACUGUAGCAACUUCUACUUCCACUGGAACAACUGCUGGUAGUAAUAGUGAUGGUGGAUACCAUGGAGGACCAGGUGGUCAUCUAGGACCUUCUUAUGGUAAACCUCAAUGUGGAUCUUCUGGUAACUGUAAUAACAACAAACCGGAAGAACCUCGUGUGCCCCAAUGUUCAGGUGAAGGUUGUUAUGGUCAAUUGACACCAUCAUCUAAACCAGAUAUAGUUGGACCCAUUCCAAAACCUUUGGAUGAUAGUAAAUGUCCACCAGGUGGUUGUAAAGUAAUAGAUAGUUAUCAACCUCCCCCAAGUGGUAUCCCACCAGGUUUUCCUACUACAGAUAUUCACAGUACCAGUACUGGUGGUAAGAUUCCUGGAAAUUAUAAACCACCUACCACAAAUCCGUUUGAAGCACCUGAACCCACCAAACCUAGUGAUAGUGGAUAUGGAUCAAUUGGAACUGGGUCAUGUGUAGGUGGUGCUUGUCAUCCAACUGGAAAUGGACGCCCUGGUGCUGUUAAUCCAUUUGAAACACUUCCGAAUGGAAGUCCUUGUGUGGGAGGUAAUUGUGGUAAUGCAGGUGGUCACACUUCUACUUCUUCAUCGGGUAGUUACGGAGGUAGUGCUACACAAAACCCAAGUGGUACACCUGGUUGCUUAGGAGGACUGUGUAGUACCACUGGAGGUGGAAAUGGCUUCCUAGCUGGUCCUGGCUUUGGGGUAAAGACCCCGGAACUGCUCCAGUUGGUAAUGUUGCAGGACCAUGCUCAUCAGGAAACUGCGGGUCAACUAAUCAAGGUCAUACUGGUUCAGGUCCAGGUUUUGGUGGGGAUAUUAGUUUACCUGGUUAUGGAGGAAAGGAUCCGGGAACCGCCCCAGUUGGUAAUGUUGGUUCACCAUGCUCAUCAGGAAACUGCGGAUCAAAUAAUCAAGGUCAUACUGGGUCAGGCUCUGGUUGUACCGGAGGUUCUUGCACAAAUAAUAACUCUGGUCCUGGUUUUGGUGGGGAUAUAAGUCUACCUGGUUAUGGAGGUAAAGAUCCAGGAACCGCCCCUGUUGGUAAUGUUGGUACACCAUGUUCUUCAGGAAACUGUGGUUCUAACAAUGAAGGCCAUGUUGGUGGAACUGUUUGCAUAGGAAGUUCUUGUACUC